GGUUGCUGGCGGAGCCCGGGAGGCGGAGAAGGCUGUCGUUGCCUUGGCCGUCGCAUCCCCGAGGGAGUCGUGUCGGCGCCACCCCGGCCCCCGAGCCCGCAGAUUGCCCACCGAAGCUCGUGUGUGCACCCCCGAUCCCGCCAGCCACUCGCCCCUGGCCUCGCGGGCCGUGUCUCCGGCAUCAUGUGUGGUAUAUUUGCUUACUUAAACUAUCAUGUUCCUCGAACGAGACGAGAAAUCUUGGAGACCCUAAUCAAAGGCCUUCAGAGACUGGAGUACAGAGGAUAUGAUUCUGCUGGUGUGGGAUUUGAUGGAGGCAAUGAUAAAGAUUGGGAAGCCAAUGCCUGCAAAAUCCAGCUUAUUAAGAAGAAAGGAAAAGUUAAGGCGCUGGAUGAAGAAGUUCACAAGCAACAAGAUAUGGAUUUGGAUAUAGAAUUUGAUGUACACCUUGGAAUAGCUCAUACCCGUUGGGCAACACAUGGAGAACCCAGUCCUGUCAAUAGCCACCCCCAACGCUCUGAUAAAAAUAAUGAAUUUGUCGUUAUUCACAAUGGAAUCAUCACCAACUACAAAGACUUGAAAAAGUUUUUGGAAAGCAAAGGCUAUGACUUCGAAUCUGAAACAGACACAGAGACAAUUGCCAAGCUUGUUAAGUAUAUGUAUGACAAUCGGGAAAGUCAAGAUACCAGCUUUACUACCUUGGUGGAGAGAGUUAUCCAACAAUUGGAAGGUGCUUUUGCACUCGUAUUUAAAAGUGUUCAUUUUCCUGGGCAAGCAGUUGGCACAAGGCGAGGUAGCCCUCUAUUGAUUGGUGUACGGAGUGAACAUAAACUUUCUACUGAUCACAUUCCUAUACUCUACAGAACAGGCAAAGACAAGAAAGGAAGCUGCAAUCUCUCUCGUGUGGACAGCACAACCUGCCUUUUCCCAGUGGAAGAAAAAGCAGUGGAGUAUUACUUUGCUUCUGAUGCAAGUGCUGUCAUAGAACACACCAAUCGCGUCAUCUUUCUAGAAGAUGAUGAUGUUGCAGCAGUAGUGGAUGGACGUCUUUCUAUCCAUCGAAUUAAACGAACUGCAGGAGAUCACCCUGGACGAGCUGUGCAAACACUCCAGAUGGAACUCCAGCAGAUCAUGAAGGGCAACUUCAGUUCAUUUAUGCAGAAGGAAAUAUUUGAGCAGCCAGAGUCUGUCGUGAACACAAUGAGAGGAAGAGUCAACUUUGAUGACUAUACUGUGAAUUUGGGUGGUUUGAAGGAUCACAUAAAGGAGAUCCAGAGAUGCCGGCGUUUGAUUCUUAUUGCUUGUGGAACAAGUUACCAUGCUGGUGUAGCAACACGUCAAGUUCUUGAGGAGCUGACUGAGUUGCCUGUGAUGGUAGAACUAGCAAGUGACUUCCUGGACAGAAACACACCAGUCUUUCGAGAUGAUGUUUGCUUUUUCCUUAGUCAAUCAGGUGAGACAGCAGAUACUUUGAUGGGUCUUCGGUACUGUAAGGAGAGAGGAGCUUUAACUGUGGGGAUCACAAACACAGUUGGCAGUUCUAUAUCACGGGAGACAGAUUGUGGAGUUCAUAUUAAUGCUGGUCCUGAGAUUGGUGUGGCCAGUACAAAGGCUUAUACCAGCCAGUUUGUAUCCCUUGUGAUGUUCGCCCUUAUGAUGUGUGAUGAUCGGAUCUCCAUGCAAGAAAGACGCAAAGAGAUCAUGCUUGGAUUGAAACGGCUGCCUGAUUUGAUUAAGGAAGUACUAAGCAUGGAUGAUGAAAUUCAGAAACUAGCAACAGAACUUUAUCAUCAGAAGUCAGUUCUGAUAAUGGGACGAGGCUAUCAUUAUGCUACUUGUCUUGAAGGGGCACUGAAAAUCAAAGAAAUUACUUACAUGCACUCUGAAGGCAUCCUUGCUGGUGAACUGAAACAUGGCCCUCUGGCUUUGGUGGAUAAAUUGAUGCCUGUGAUCAUGAUCAUCAUGAGAGAUCACACUUAUGCCAAGUGUCAGAAUGCUCUUCAGCAAGUGGUCGCUCGGCAGGGGCGGCCUGUGGUAAUUUGUGAUAAGGAGGAUACUGAGACCAUUAAGAACACAAAAAGAACGAUCAAGGUGCCCCACUCAGUGGACUGCUUGCAGGGCAUUCUCAGCGUGAUUCCUUUACAGUUGCUGGCUUUCCACCUUGCUGUGCUGAGAGGCUAUGAUGUUGAUUUCCCACGGAAUCUUGCCAAAUCUGUGACUGUAGAGUGAAGAAUAUCUAUACAAAAUGUACGAAACUAUACGAUUAAGCAACACAAGACAGCUUUUGUAUUUAAAACCUUGAUUUAAAAUAUCACCCUUUGAAGGCUUUUUUUAGUAAAUCCUUAUUUAUAUAUCAGUUAUAAUUAUUCCACUCAAUAUGUGAUUUUUGUGAAGUUACCUCUUACAUUUUCCCAGUAAUUUGUGGAGGACUUUGAAUAAUGGAAUCUAUAUUGGGAUCUGUAUCAGAAAGAUUCUAGCUAUUAUUUUCUUUAAAGAACACUGGGUGUUGCAUUUCUGGACCCUCCACUUCGAUGUGAGAAGACAAUAUGUUUCUAAAAAUUGUUACUUGUUUCACCAUACUUCAUUCAGACCAGUGAAAGAGUAGUGCAUUUAAUUGGAGUAUCUAAAGCCAGUGGCAGUGUAUGCUCAUACUUGGGAAGGGUUUGCCAAGUUUUAAGAGAAGAUGUGAUUUAUUUUGAAAUUUGUUUCUGUUUUGUUUUUAAAUCAAACUGUAAAACUUAAAACUGAAAAAUUUUAUUGGUAGGGUUUAUAUCUAAGUUUGGUUAGCCUUAGUUUCUCAGGCUUGUUGUCUAUUAUCUGUAGGUGGAAGAAAUUUAGGAAGCAAAAUAUUACAGUAGUGCGUUGGUGGGUCUCAAUCCUUAACAUAUUUGCACAAUUUUGUAGCACAAACUUUAAAUUCGAGCUGUUUUGUACAACUGACAGUAUGAUUUUAAAUUUGAAGAUGGGAUGUGUACAUAUUGGGUAUCCUCCUACUUUGUGUUUUCAUCUCUAAAAGUGAUUUUUAUUUCCUUGUGUCUGUAGUCUUUUAUUUUUUAAAUGACUGCUGAAUGACAUUUUAUCUUGUUCUUUAAAAUCACAACACAGAGCUGCUAUUAAAUUAAUAUUGAUAAAUUCAGUAUUCGCUUCAACUUUGUCACAAGGAAAAAUUUCCUGUAGUUAAUUUUAACUUUCCUUCACUGCAUUGUUGCGUAAAACUAGUCCCUUAGUGCCAGUUUGGAAGUUAUUUGUGAUUGUUUGGAAGAUUUGCAGGUCGUUGACCUCAUCAUUUCACUCUAAGUAUAUGUGGUAGGCUAAGCUCAGAAAAAGGUAUGUAUGCUUUACACUGAUAGGCACCAAAUUUAGUAUUAUAUCCUAGGUAUUUUUCCUCUCUGUAUUUUCUGUGCUCUACCCCUGAAAUAUAUUUAGGAAUAAAGAAGAUAUAAAUAAAGUGAUAUUGGAGUAUGUUCAGCUUGUAAGUGUCAGAAAUGGAAGUUGACAAUUUGGAUUAAAAUAUUUAAAGUAGAAUAUUAUUAUUUGAUACCCCCAAAAUUGUGAGUAAUAAUUUCUUCAUGGAGCUUUUGUGGCCAGAUCUUCAGGGCUAUAGGAAAGUGUGUUUGUUUUUGGUGAAGUCCUUCUUUUUCAAAGGUUUUUACUUUUAAAUUGUGAAGGUAAGCUGUUUAGCACAAUUAUUUAAGUAAGCUAAGUCUUCCUUUCUUUUCUUUCUUUUCUUUUUUUUCUUGUUUGAACUUCUUGGUGAGGUUAAGAUUUUCUAGUAGUUAUUGUUGUUGCCAGAGAAGCAUAGAAUUCUGCUUGUGUCUUAGGGUUAGAGAAAGAUUUGUUAUAUUUUGAGGUAAUUUGGAAGGACUUUCGUACAUGGUGACUAGAAACCUGAUCUUUUUAAGAAUAAAAUAGGGUCACUAUUUACACUAUAUAUAAUAUAUGGCUAUUAUAGCUAUAUUAAUCUACUUUAAUUGUUUCUAAGAUUAUUUUGUGUAAGUCAGCUAGUGUGUGUAUAGUGUCAUUUCUUAUGUUUUGUAAAUUAACAUUUUACAAACACAAUUUGUGUGGGUUUGUAGCAUUUCUUAUAGUUAAAGUAUGAUUCAGCAUUCUAAGUUAAAACUAAUAUGUGAAGUCAGUCAUUAGUCUGCAUAAUCUCUGUCUCCCUCUGUGUGUGUCUUUCUAUAAAGCACAUGUGUACACACACACACAAACAUACUGAAAGCUAGCGUAAGUUCUAAACUGAAUAUCAAAAACCAAAAUCAAAAACAAAGAAGUGAUAUUUUCCAAACAAACAUGGAUUCUCUGCCGGGUGCAGUGGCUCAGCCUGUAAUACCAGCCUCCACUUUGGGAGGCUGAGGUGGGAGUAUUGCUUGAGCUCAAGAGUUGGAGAACAGCCUGGGCAACAUGGUGAGACCUGGUCUGUACAAAAAUUUUUUUGGCUGGACGCAGUGGCUCACGCUUGUAAUCCCAGCACUUUGGGAAGCUGAGGCGGGUUGAUCACGAGGUCAAGAGAUCGAGACCAUCCUGGCCAACACGAUGAAACCCCGUCUUUACUAAAAAUAAUUAGCUGGGUGUGGUGGCAUGUGCCUGUAGUCCUAACUACUUGGGAAGCUGAGGCAGGAGAAUCGCUUGAACCCAGGAGGCGGAGCUUGCAGUGAGGCCAGAUCGUGCCACUAUACUCCAGCCUGGUGACAGGAGCAAGACUCUCAAAAAAAAAAAAAAAAAUUUUUUUUUUUUUAAUUGGCUGGGCAUGGUGGCUUGCGCCUGUAGUCUCAGCAACUUGGGAGGCUUAAGUAGUAGGAUCACUUGAGCAUGGGAGGUUGAGGCUGCAGUGAGCUGUGAUUGUGCCACUGUGCUUCAGCUUGAGUGACAGAGUGAGACCCUCCUGACUCAAAACAAAAAACAUGGUUUCUCCUCUCUGUCCUGUCUUCUUAUUCUCUAUCCCAUUUGAUGUAGUGAUUUUUAAAUGCUUUUAUAAGUUAAUUCUUAACACAAAAGAGACAUUGUAAUGAUGCACACCACUAAAGUGAGCAUGCCCAAUUAAAACCAGUGUAAUAUAGGAUAAGAAAAUCUGAUUUUUCAAAAAAGAUACUCUACAUAAAGAAUCCUUCAUAUAAAAAGUUCUUUUAGUACAUUUGAAGUUUUAAUUCACUCAUGUAUAACUGAGAGUUCCUUUCAGCCCUUUUUAGGCAGGGAGGCAUAUCUGUCAUCUAGCUCGUGGCCCAGUAAAUGAUUAUUACAUUGGAAUCAGUUUUUCAGUCUUUUAAAAUAAAUUCUAUGCCAUAAGAAUAAAAGAUAAAGAGAAAAAUUAAUGUUAACUAUUUUUAGCUUAUUAUAACUAUGUCAACAAGUGUUUAUUAAUACCUAUUAUGGGAGAGUCACUGUGGUAGGCAUUGAAAAUUACACCAUCUUUAAAGCAGUAUUUGUCCCCAGAUGGACUCAUCACUAGCAAAGACUGGGUUCAUUAGAAGGCAUAGGGUGAGAGAAUGGGAAGAUGGAGUGGAGGUGGGUUGUUAAAGUGCUGUGAGUGAGUGGUUUUGUCUACUUGAAUAAUGGUCCAUAUUUGGGGGCAUAUUGUGUUUCAUAAGAAGUGAAAGGUAUUUGCAAAGUAAGCUACAAAUGACCCAUAAAUCUGUUAACAACAGUCCUUAAUAUGCGAAGAUGAAAAACAAGCAUUACUGCUACCCAAAGGGGAUUGGCACUUGGUGAUGUGCAGAUGGGGCUAUUGGUUAAGAGAGCUAUUACAGGUUUUCUCUCUUAGGUUUCAUAGGAGGUAGUUACCGAGAUGAGAUUGUUUUAUCUUUUCGAAUACAGAUCUCUUGUCCUGAGUUAGUUCUGAGGAUGGGAGUAAAGGAGUUUUUUGUUUUUUUGUUUGUUUGUUUGUUUUGGCUCCUUAUUAAUACUCUGACAUUUAUUUCUAUUAUUUUUCAAAGAAAGGAAACCAACUGAAAUGUUUGCUUUAACAAACAUUUUAAGAAGUUCUUUGGGUUUUUUUUUCCCCCUUUAAAAAAAAUUAGCAUAUACCAUAGCAAUAAAAGAACUAAUGUUAACUAUUGUAUGCUACAACUUAAGUGAUUUUUCUAAAGAAGCGCAAUGUCAUUGAAAGUAUUAUUGAAAAGGAUCAUAGUCACAUUGAAUUUGUGAAGGCCAAAGAAAUUGAAGGGAGUGAUAUUUUCAUUUUAUGAUAUUCACAUAUUUAGUAAAUUUUAUGUACAAGAAUACCAGGCAGAGUGUUUUACCCAAGAAAACAGGUUUCAGAUUACUUUUUUACUGUUAGAGUCUCAAGUUUAGAAAUGUUAAUGCUUAAAUCAGUUUUUUUCUCACUAUACUUGAAGAUUGUUAAUAUUUUGAUAUCUUCCUAGCUUGAUGAAUUUAAACAUAUCUUCAGAACUGUGACAGUGACAACCAAUAGGACUGAUAAUAUUAGCUUCAAACCAAUAAUAUCCAGGGUUAAAAUAAAAAUCAUAGUGAAAGCACGAUUGUAAAAUUAUGCUAUAUUAACUUUUAAGUCUGUAAUAGCUUGACAUCAAAAUGUUAUGUAAUUGCCAUAAAUAAUGGCUAGCGAGAGCAUCUUUGGAAAUUCUCAAAUUACCUUUCUUACUACAUUGUUUUCAGAAUGAAUGUAGAAAUGAUCCUGUUAGCUUUUUGAAUGUUCUGUGGUUGAAUGUGUUUUUGCUUAAAUAAAGCUUUUGGUAUUUGUUUAAAUUACACUUCUUGAGAAGUGGACAUUUUAG
Molecule: messenger RNA, 6734 nt
Organism: Nomascus leucogenys (northern white-cheeked gibbon)
Lineage: Eukaryota; Metazoa; Chordata; Mammalia; Primates; Hylobatidae
Gene: GFPT1
Product: glutamine--fructose-6-phosphate transaminase 1
Biological process (GO): carbohydrate derivative biosynthetic process; protein N-linked glycosylation; UDP-N-acetylglucosamine metabolic process
Molecular function (GO): carbohydrate derivative binding; L-glutamine:D-fructose-6-phosphate transaminase (isomerizing) activity
Source: RefSeq, a predicted model, not a curated record